This is a messenger RNA of Scleropages formosus (Asian bonytongue), 2255 nucleotides long. Its product is annotated as C-type lectin domain family 4 member M-like. The coding region runs from base 139 to 1122 and encodes 327 amino acids. Lineage: Eukaryota; Metazoa; Chordata; Actinopteri; Osteoglossiformes; Osteoglossidae. The transcript has 7 exons. The record is from RefSeq and is a predicted model, not a curated record.
AACAAGACACCAUGCUUGAAAUACUGGCAAUUUAAAGCAGUUUCAUAUUCCGCCUCAGACCACUUCCCUGAAUGUAAAACCCGCAGAAGAAGAUUAAAUAGAUUCUCAGUGAGUGACUUUACUGAAGUACCAGUUACCAUGUCAGACAAAGUGGUCUACUCUGCUGUGAAGUUUAAGAACUCAUAUUAUACAGAUCCUGAAACCCAGUGUGACGUCAUCUACUCUGAAGUAAAAAUAUGUGAGCCACUCAGUACCCAGAAAACCAGCAGUGAGAAGAAAAAUGCCGUAUCCACAGAGAAGACUGGAACAAGUGCCCUUCACCACCGAGCGGCUCUUAUGAGUUUGGCACUGCUUUGCGCCGUCUUACUGACUGUCAUCAUAGUUCUGGGUGCUUCCCUAAAUAGCAUCAGUGAGGAUUUUUAUGCAAUGGAGGAAGAUCUGGCCAAGUUCAAAGCAAACUACAGCUUUCUGGUUAAUGAGACAGGCCAGCUACAAGAAGUUUUCAGAAGUCUGAAUAAAGACAAAAGACAGCAACAGGAAGACUUCAACAAUCUGUUUACGGAGAAUGUUGAGCUACAGGAGAGAUUUAGAAUCCUGAUCAAGAACCAGGAGGAGCUGCAGAAAAGCUACGACAAGCUUGAUGAAGAGAAAAAGGAGUUACAAAACAAUUUCAAUAUUUUGACUAAUGACAAGAGCCAGUUACAGGAAAACUAUAGCAUUCUGGUGAAAGGCAAGGAGCAGCUACAAAAUAAAUAUAAUAUAUUUUCCAAAAAGUUACAUGUUCUGGACCAGUACUGUCCCUCCAUUUGUAAAGAUGGUUCUAUCAAAAAAAGUACCAGGUCCUCUACAUCUGAAAACCUUGACUGUAACCUCUGUCCCCAUGGCUGGAAGAACUUUAAUUCCAAGUGUUACUAUAUUUCUAAGCUUGAAUAUGGUACAUGGACUCAAAGUAAAGAUUACUGUACAACUCAUAGAGCUCAUCUUGUGAUUAUAGACGAUGAGGACGAAAAGAAUUUUAUCAACAAACAUAUAACCAGAGAUUACUGGAUUGGACUGUACAGGGAAGCAAGGAUGAGUGCUUGGACCUGGGUGGAUAACACCCCUCUAGGUGAGAACAGGUAAGGCACGUUUUACAGCACAUUCUGUGUAUUGUAGUAGAAAUAAAAUAAAAUGAAGACAUGCAACAGCAUUCACUUUCCAGCAUAAGACAAACUAAGUGGUUACUCACUCACUCACUCAGUUUUGUUAACCACUUGUCCAAGCCAGGGUUGCAGUGGUCCAGAACCUAUCCUGGAAAAUUUGGGUGAAACGCCUGCAAGGGUACACCCGGGACAGAAUGCCAAUCUAUCCUAGGGUAGCUAGACACACCCAUUCAUGUGCACACACACUACAGGCAAUUUCAAGUCUCCGGUUCUCCUGAAAUACAUUGUUGCACUGUGGGAGGAAGCCCAUGCAAAACACAAGGAGAACAUGUAAACGCUACAUAGGCUGGGCAUGGAUUCUAACCUAUGCUACUCCACCAGCCUGGCACUAUGAGACAGAAGUGCUCCCUCUGUGCCACCAUAGAGCCAACAAGUGAUUAGUAUGUCCCAAUCAUUAGUUAAGUAGUUCAUAGGAUUCUGCUGUUGGUAAGAUCUGAAUCUCUCAUGCAGAGUCGAUUCAGGGUCAGACUUCAAGCUGUGGUGCUGGUUUAAUACCUCGACUAACAAACACCAUGAAGGAACAGUGACUGUGUCCAUUACAAAGACCACACAAACAGCCUCACUGUCUCAUGCAGUCUUUCUCUUUCAGAUUCUGGCAAAAAGGACAGCCAGGAAAUCUAUAUUAUUACUCUAAAGAAUGUGUCAUUUCUAAUGCAGCUGGAUGGAAAAAAGAGAGCUGUUACUCUCACAAUUUUUGGGUCUGUGAAACUGAAGCACUAAUAUUCUAAUUUUGUUACACAUGAAACUUGCCAGAGUUGUUUGUACACAAUGAAAAAUCAUUUGUUAUAAAGUAUAUUGAUAGAUAAUAGUUCUUUUCAAGUAUUUAUGUGAUAAAACAAUUAUGUUUAGUGUUCAUUAGAUAAUUAGCUUCUUUAAAAGCACUACUGCCUGUAUGGACAAUUACAGUUUGUGACAUGAGUGUAAUAUAAACCUUGCAAUAUAAUUAUACUCAUAAUACCCAUAACUGUAGUAAAGGGGCUAAGGAACAUAAUUUAACCACCAGCAUCUACAUCAAAGCAAAGACGUUCAAAGUAUGUAUUUCAAGUCGAUGUG